Aphanomyces astaci is the source of this 2877-nucleotide messenger RNA. RefSeq lists its product as hypothetical. Bases 8 to 2812 code for a protein of 934 amino acids. Gene Ontology annotation, molecular function: ATP binding; ATP hydrolysis activity. Lineage: Eukaryota; Oomycota; Saprolegniomycetes; Saprolegniales; Verrucalvaceae. The transcript has a single exon. The record is from RefSeq and is a predicted model, not a curated record.
UUUUGACAUGGCGAGGAAACGCAACAACCGCCGUGGUGACGACUCGGACGACGAGCCUGCUCCGGCCGCCGCCGCUGCUCCCCCCGCCGAGGAGAAUGCGAAGGGAAGCAAGAAGGACAAGAGCAAAGGAGGGAAGAAGCAACAAGCGGCUGCAGUCGUAGUCGACGAGAACGACGACGAAGACGAGGAGGAUCCAUAUGUCCAAGCCGCCGCUGCCGCUGCGUCCAAGAAAAAGGAUAAGAAGAAAGACAAGAAGAACAAGCAAGCCUAUGCGGACGAAGACGACGAAGUGGACAACGUUCCUGCUGAGGAUGAUGAGGAAGACGAUCCGUAUGUCCAAGCCGCUGCUGCCGCCGCCGCUAAAAAGAAGGACAAGAAGAAGGAUAAGAAGAAGCAGGCCGUUGUCGUUGUAGAGGACGUAGACGAGGCAAGCGACGAAGAGGAGGAUCCGUACGUCCUAGCGGCUGCUGCGGCGGCCGCCAAGAAAAAGGACAAGAAGAAGGACAAGAAGAAGCAAGCGUUUGUUGCCGAACACGUCGAGGCCGCCGACGACGACAACGACGACGAUGACGCUGACGAUCCAUACGUUCAAGCGGCUGCUGCGGCGGCCGCCAAGAAAAAGGACAAAAAGAAGGACAAGAAGAAGCAAGCUGUUGUCAUUGAAGAAGUCGAGAGCGAAGUCGACGACACGGACAUCGUCGUGGAAGGCAUCGAACAAGCCGCCGCGGCCGACGAGGAAGAAGAAGAAGAGGUGGUUGAAACCAAGGUAGUACCCGCAUCCGACGCCGACAAGAAGAAGGACAAGAAGAAGGCCAAGAAGAAGGCGGCGUUUGCAGCGGCGCUUCUGGAGACGAUUGAAAAGCUUGACGAUGCAGCGAAUGACCCCACCACCACGUCGUCUGAGGCGGCGGCCAAGAAGAAGAAGGACCGAAGCGCGAAAGACGGCAAGAAGCUCAGCAACAAGGAGCGGCGCAAGCUCAAGGAAGACGCCGACGCCACCGAGCGCGACGCCGAGUACCAUCGCGCCGCCAACCCCAUGGACGGCAAGCAGUUUUCCGUGUCCCAGCAAGCGUUCACGGAGGACGCCAACUGGGAAAACGCGACGGACAUCCACAUCGACAACUUUACCAUCAACGCGCACAACAAGCUCUUGUACGACAACGCUUCGCUGCACAUCAACCACGGCGGCAAGUACGGGUUGGUUGGGCCGAACGGCCAAGGCAAGACGACGAUCCUCAAGAUGAUUGCGCUGGGCGAACUGCGCAUCCCCCCCAAGAUCGACUGCUUGUACGUGGAGCAAGAGGUCGUGGCCGACGACACGCGGGCGGUGGACGCGGUGCUCAAGGCAGACGCGGAACGGUGGGCGUUGCUCGAAGAGGAGACGGCGCUGCUGGCGCAACUGGACGAGGCCCCCAGCGACCAACUGGACGAACGCCUGAACGAAGUGUACGAGCAGCUGGCCGGCAUGAACGCGUCGGCAGCCGAGGCUCGCGCGCGGCGCAUCUUGUUUGGGCUCGGCUUCGACUCGGACAUGCAGGAGAAGGUGACCAAAGACUUUUCCGGCGGAUGGCGGAUGCGGAUCUCGUUGGCCAAGGCGCUGUAUGUGGAGCCGACGCUGCUCAUGUUGGACGAACCGACCAACCAUUUGGACCUGAACGCAGUCAUUUGGCUGGACGACUACCUUCAAAAGUGGAAGAAGACACUGCUUAUCGUGUCGCACGACGCCGACUUUUUGAAUUCCGUGUGCGGCGAGAUCUUGCACUUGGAAAGCAAAAAAAUCGUGUCGUACAAGGGCAACUACGACAUGUUCAAGGAAAUGGAAGUGCAAAAGCGAAAGCAGGCGGAAAAAGCGUGGGAAAAGCAGCAAAAACAGCUCCGUGCGCUCAAGGCCAAGGGCGCGUCGUCCUCGAAGGCGUCUGAUAUUGUCAAGAAGCAGCGCGAACCGGGCGCCCGCGCCGACAAGAAGAAGGCCAAGUCGUCGGUCGAGUCGGCGCAAGAUUCAGGAAAGACCCUCGAGCUCCUAGAGCGACCCCGCGAGUACACGGUCAAGUUUAGCUUCAAGGAGAUCACGCAGCUGUCGCCGCCAAUCCUCGAAGUUCGAGAAGUGAGCUUUAAGUAUGGCAACGGGCCGUACUUGUUUAAGGACGUCGACUUUGGGCUCGAUACGGGCUCCCGCGUGUGUAUUGUCGGGCCCAACGGCGUCGGCAAGAGUACGCUGCUCAAGGUGAUCACGGGUGACUUGACGAUCGAGGAGGGCGAAGUCCGACGCAACGGCCGCCUCCGCAUGGGUGUGUACAACCAGCACUUUGUGGACAAGCUGCCGAUGGGCGAGACCCCCGUGGAGUACCUCCGUCGGCUAUUUCAGGAUAUUACGUACCAAGAUGCUCGCAACUUGCUCGGCAAGGUGGGGCUGGAAGGCCACGCGCACGAGAUCAAGAACCGACUGCUUUCGGGUGGCCAAAAGGCCCGUGUGGUCCUCGCCGAGCUCAUCCUGAUGAACCCGCACAUGCUGGUACUGGAUGAACCGACCAACAACUUGGAUAUUGAAAGUAUCGACGCGCUAUGCGAUGCUCUGAACGCGUUCGACGGGGGCGUCGUGGUUGUCACGCACGACGCGCGGUUGAUUGCCGCCAUCAACUGCGUGCUGUGGGUGGUCGGUGACCAAGACUGCAUUGCGUACAAUGGCACGUUUGAAGAGUACAAGAGUGCAAUUUUGGAUGACAUUAUGAAGAAGGCCGAGCACGAAGCGUCGCGGAUCCAAGACAACGCGGCCAAGAAGGCCGAAAAGCGAGCGGAAAAGUACAAAAAGUAGCAUCGAUCGUCACAAAAAAUUAGUACUAUGGAGAAUGCAAUUCCGCGUUUCGUACUCGUUGUGGA